Misgurnus anguillicaudatus (oriental weatherfish) is the source of this 8339-nucleotide messenger RNA. It is a transcript of the gene scn12aa, whose product is annotated as sodium channel, voltage gated, type XII, alpha a. Gene Ontology annotation, biological process: membrane depolarization during action potential; neuronal action potential; sodium ion transmembrane transport. Gene Ontology annotation, molecular function: protein binding; voltage-gated sodium channel activity. Gene Ontology annotation, cellular component: plasma membrane; voltage-gated sodium channel complex. The record is from RefSeq and is a predicted model, not a curated record. NCBI's taxonomy places the organism in Eukaryota, Metazoa, Chordata, Actinopteri, Cypriniformes, Cobitidae.
UCCUGACUUUUAAGAUGUAACACUGUGUCCAAAGUUUAGAAAUAGCACAUAACGAAUAAAUUGGCCAUAUUUCUCGUUUCGAAACCAAUUUCGUGGACGCAAAUGUUUGGUUAUGAUGUGCGUAAUCCUCUCGCGCAGCUGAAGGACGCGCGCAGGUUGUUUGGCGGCGCGCAGAGAGGCUGAGCUCAAACUGAUGCUGUGCCCUAAAUAUGCUAAAGAAACUCGCAAAUAAGCGGAAAAAGAGCACGCAAAACUCCGAGGAAAGCCACGCACAACAUUUGGAUAUUUCUUUUAAUGGGAAUACUGGGGAAAGUUUACAUUUGGAGUGCGUAAAAUGCGCGUUGAGUGGGAAUUAAGAAGAGUGUAUAUGCUUUGCAUCGUGUUUUUUAUUCAAAACAAUUCACCUACAACAUCAGUGGUCAUCUGAAAAUCUUCACGUUCUCUACAGGGAAUAUUUUCUUCAGGGAUUGGGGUUACCCAUCAUGGAUCGGUUUGAGAUUUUGGAUUUACAUCAGCACAAUAAGCAGAACAUGCGCGGACGCAGUGCUGCGGUCAAUGGAGUUUACCUCUUGAAGUAACUUCUAGUAGAGGACGAUCAGGAUGAAAAGAUGGCGACCAUGCUCCUACCAGCGGGUCCUGACGGCUUGCGACCGUUCACUCGCGAGUCUCUGGCGGCCAUCGAGCGGAGGAUCAGCGAAGAACAGGCGAAGAAUGCCAAAGAUUACCAGGAGGACCCCGGAAACACGGAGGAGCCCAAGCCCCGGGCCGACCUGGAGGCGGGGAAGGUGCUCCCUCGUAUCUUCGGUGACAUUCCUACAGGACUGGUCGGAGUCCCGCUGGAAGAUAUCGACCCUUUCUACUUCAAAAAUCAGAGGACAUUUAUAGUAUUAAACAAAGGAAAAGUCAUCUUUCGCUUUAGUCCCACAUCUGCACUCUACAUCUUUAGUCCUUUUCACUGCAUUCGAAGAAUCUCCAUACGAAUUUUAGUGCAUUCUUUGUUCAGCUUGUUUAUCAUGUGCACAAUUUUGACAAACUGCUGCUUCAUGGCGAUGUCAGAUCCUCCACAGUGGACCAAAUACCUAGAGUAUACAUUCACCGGCAUUUACACCUUUGAGUCUGUCAUUAAGAUCUUGGCCAGAGGUUUCUGUCUAGAGUCCUUCACAUUCCUCCGAGACCCCUGGAACUGGCUGGAUUUCACUGUCAUUGUCAUGGCAUAUGUGACAGAGUUUGUGGACCUAGGAAAUGUGUCAGCAUUACGGACGUUCAGAGUUUUGCGUGCCCUUAAAACAAUAUCAGUGAUCCCAGGUUUAAAGACCAUCGUGGGUGCCCUCAUCCAGUCUGUUAAAAAGCUAGCGGACGUGAUGAUCCUCACUGUUUUCUGUCUUAGCGUCUUUGCUCUGAUUGGUCUACAGCUUUUCAUGGGCAUCCUACGGCAGAAGUGUGUCCGUAGCCCCGCCUACUGUGUCAACUCCACCUACCCUGGCAACGGGAGCUUCGUCUGUAACAAUAAGACCUGGCUUUCCUUAAAGGAUUUCUUAACCAAUGAAGACAACUUCUACAAAAUUGAAGGAUCAAAGGAUGCCUUAAUAUGUGGAUACAGCAGUGAUGCUGGGAAGUGUCCUGAUGGGUUUGACUGUUUGAAAACAAGUCGGAACCCAAACUACGGCUACACGAGUUUUGACACUUUUGGCUGGGCCUUCCUGGCUCUCUUCAGAUUAAUGACACAGGACUACUGGGAAAACCUUUAUCAUCAGACUUUGCGGUCCGCAGGCAAGACCUACAUGAUUUUCUUUGUGUUGGUGAUCUUUCUGGGUUCCUUUUACUUGGUGAAUUUGAUCCUGGCCGUGGUGGCCAUGGCUUAUGAGGAGCAAAACCAGGCGACCAUCGCAGAGGCCUGGGCUAAAGAGAGAGAGUUUCAGCUGGCAAUGGAGCAGCUACGCAAGGAGCAGAGGGCAUUAGCAAAACAGCGCAGGAAAGAAGCAGAGAUGACCAAAGAAGCAGAAAUAUCACCAUCUACUUUUUCUCGGAAAGACUCUGUGAAGCAAUGUCGCAGCAGAGCAAGAUCCCACGGAACGCUGUCAGAGGACAUGGAGGACAACCCAGAUCUCCAAGCAUCGAAGUUUGAUGAGAAACCAGCUCACCCUUUCUUGGCGACGCUCUCCUCACAUCCUCUGAGCACUCGUCGAGGAAGCCAAAUCAGCAUUUUCACCUUCCGGCCACGCAACAACUCAGAGGCCGACUUUGCCGAUGAUGAACGCAGUGUCCACGAUGAUGGGCGGAGCCGGGCGGGCUCCAUGGCAACGCCAUGGCAGAAGCGUCGUACAGCCAGCAUCAGAAGUCACUCGUCGCAGGUGCUGACGCCCCUCCUUACUCUCAAUGGUAGACUGAACGUUUCUCUGGACCAGAAUGGCAUCACGGGUGUCGGGCCGCACACCCCAACCCCACUGCCUGCCAUGAGCAUGGAAAAGGUCAAAGAGGAUAUGGAGCAAGUGUUUCAUAAAGAACAAAGCACUGCUACCAAACAGACGGUUAAUGUGCCUGAGGAAGCCCCGCCCCCUGGCAGGAAGAGAGGGCUGAGCUCCAUUAGCUUCUUCAGUGAUGCUAUGGAUGAGCUCGAAGAAGCCCGUCAGAAAUGUCCUCCAUCCUGGUAUGAAUUUGCAAAAAAGUAUUUGAUCUGGGGGUGUUCUCCAGCCUGGCUGAGACUGAAGGAGGGGGUCAAAGUCAUGGUGAUGGAUCCCAUCCUUGAUUUAGCUAUUACCACUUGCAUUGUGCUCAACACAUUGUUCAUGGCACUGGAGCAUUACCCCAUGACUGAUGAAUUCAACAGCAUGCUUAGUGUUGGAAACCUGGUGUUCACAGGAAUCUUCACAGCUGAGAUGUUGCUGAAGAUCUUGGCUCUGGAUCCAUACUAUUAUUUCCAGCGAGGUUGGAACAUCUUUGAUGGGAUCAUUGUUUGUUUGAGUCUGAUGGAAUUGGGCCUUUCCAAUGUGGAAGGCUUAUCCGUCCUCCGCUCGUUCAGACUGCUGAGAGUUUUUAAAUUAGCAAAGUCAUGGCCCACCCUCAACACACUGAUAAAGAUCAUUGGUAACUCUGUGGGUGCUUUGGGUAACCUGACUCUGGUCCUGGCCAUCAUCGUCUUCAUCUUCGCUGUGGUGGGCAUGCAGCUGUUUGGGAAGAACUAUCAGGAUUGUGUUUGUAAGAUCAGCUAUGACUGUACACUCCCCCGCUGGCACAUGAAAGACUUUUUCCAUUCUUUCCUCAUCGUGUUUCGGGUCCUGUGUGGCGAGUGGAUCGAGACAAUGUGGGACUGCAUGGAGGUCGCCGGACAGCCGCUUUGCAUCCUGGUCUUCAUGUUGGUCAUGGUCAUAGGAAACCUGGUGGUGCUGAAUCUGUUUCUAGCUCUGUUACUGAGCUCCUUUAGCUCUGACAACCUGUCAGCACCCGAUGAAGACGGAGAAAUGAACAAUCUCCAGAUUGCCAUUGCUCGAAUCCACUCUGGUGUAACUUGGCUGCUCAAUGCCAUCAAAAACCUCGUGAACGUAAAACUAACUGGACGCAGACGGAAAGCCACGGAUGAACGAGCGUCACUGAAAAUCAACCAUGCGGAAUGCAACGGCACUGCGGGUAAGUUUGAGCGGUAUGGAGCGAAGUACAUCAUUCCAGAAGAAAACAGCUACAUGACCAAUCCCAACCUCACCAUCUGCGUGCCCAUCGCACCUGGAGAGUCCGAUGUGGAAUUUCCUGAAGAGGAUGAAGAGACUGAAACAUCAGAGGAUGAAGAACAGAAACCAGAAGUGAUAAGUCUGUCAGAGGGAAGUACUGUGGACCUAAGGAAGCCAGGGGAGGAUGAGGAAGAAGAUUCUGAGAUAGCAGAUGAUGCCAUGGACCCAGAGGAGUGUUUCCCUGACUUUUGCCUGCGACGGUGUAAGUGUUGUAAUAUUAACACUACACAAGGUCUGGGACAGAUGUGGUGGAGGUUAAGGAAGACCUGCUAUCAGAUUGUGGAGCACAGCUGGUUUGAGACCUUCAUCAUCUUCAUGAUCCUCCUCAGCAGUGGAGCUCUGGCAUUUGAAGACAUUUACAUAGAGCAGCGUAAGGUUGUGAAGGUGGUGUUGGAAUACGCUGACAAGGUCUUCAGCUACGUCUUUGUGCUGGAGAUGUUUCUGAAGUGGAUCGCUUACGGCUUUAAAAAAUAUUUCACCAACUACUGGUGCUGGCUGGACUUCCUGAUCGUAGACGUGUCUUUGAUAAGCCUGGUGGCUAACUCAUUGGGCUACUCGGACUUUGUCGCCAUUAAAUCUCUGAGGACUCUCAGAGCUCUGAGACCCUUGAGGGCCCUAUCUAGAUUUGAAGGAAUGCGGGUUGUGGUAAACGCGCUGAUUGGAGCCAUCCCAUCCAUCAUGAACGUUCUGCUGGUGUGUCUGAUCUUCUGGCUCAUAUUUAGCAUUAUGGGCGUUAACCUUUUUGCUGGUAAAUUUGGGAAAUGCGUCAACAGGACGGGUUACAUCCACAGCGUGACCCUGGUCAACAAUAAGUCUGAUUGCCAAGCCAUGAACGACACCCAGUUCUAUUGGACCAAAGUGAAAGUUAACUUUGACAAUGUGGGUCUUGGUUACCUCUCACUUUUGCAAGUGGCAACUUUCAAAGGCUGGAUGGAAAUCAUGUAUGCAGCCGUAGACUCACGUGGGGUCGAAGAGCAGCCCAUUAAGGAGAUAAACCUCUACAUGUACCUCUACUUUGUCAUCUUCAUCAUUUUUGGGUCCUUCUUUACCCUGAAUUUAUUCAUUGGCGUCAUCAUCGACAACUUCAAUCAACAGAAAAGGAUGAUAGGUGGUCAGGACAUAUUCAUGACUGAAGAGCAGAAGAAGUAUUACAACGCCAUGAAGAAACUCGGGUCGAAAAAGCCGCAGAAGCCAAUUCCAAGACCAGUGAACAUUCUACAAGGCUUCUUCUUUGACUUGGUGUCCAAGCAAGCCUUUGACAUCACCAUCAUGAUGCUCAUCAUACUCAACAUGAUAACAAUGAUGGUGGAGACAGAUGAGCAGUCUGCCCGCAUGGAGUCCAUCCUCAACAACAUCAACCUGGCCUUCAUCGUCAUCUUCACCACCGAAUGCCUCAUCAAGCUCUUCGCCCUUCGCUGCUACUUCUUCACUAUCAGUUGGAACAUUUUUGACUUUGUGGUCGUCAUUCUUUCUAUUGUUGGAAUUGUCCUGGCUGACAUAAUAGAGAAAUACUUUGUGUCUCCAACUCUGUUUCGAGUGAUCAGAUUGGCGAGAAUAGGACGAGUUCUUAGACUGAUAAGAGCAGCCAAAGGAAUAAGGACGUUACUUUUUGCCUUAAUGAUGUCACUUCCGGCACUGUUCAACAUCGGCCUCCUUCUCUUCCUGGUCAUGUUCAUCUACGCCAUUUUUGGCAUGGCAAAUUUUGCCUACGUGAAAAAGCAAGGCGGGAUUGACGACAUGUUCAACUUUGAAACUUUCGGGAACAGCAUGAUCUGUCUAUUCCAGAUCACCACUUCGGCGGGUUGGGAUAACCUGCUGGAUCCCAUUCUGAACAAUUCACCAGAAGAAUGCAAUCCGCAAUACGUCAACACUGGAACCCAUACUAAGGGCAACUGUGGCAACCCCUCCGUAGGGAUCGCUUUCUUCGUUAGCUACAUCAUCAUCUCGUUUUUGAUUGUCGUCAACAUGUACAUCGCCAUUAUUUUAGAAAACUUCAGCGUGGCCACUGAGGAAAGUACAGAACCUCUAAGUGAAGAUGAUUUCGAGAUGUUUUACGAGGUUUGGGAAAAGUUUGACGUUGAAGCGUCACACUUUAUCGAGUACUCCAAACUUUCCUGUUUUGCCGACAGUCUUUCAGAACCUCUGCGGAUCGCCAAACCCAACAAAGUCAAGCUCAUCCACAUGGACUUACCCAUGGUGAGCGGGGAUAGGAUCCACUGCCUGGACAUCUUGUUCGCAUUCACAAAGCGCGUUCUUGGGGAGACCGGGGAAAUGGACGCUCUGAAACAGCAGAUGGAGGAAAAGUUCAUGAUGGCCAACCCAUCCAAGAUAUCCUACGAGCCCAUCACCACCACCCUGCGACGCAAACAGGAGGAAAUAUCAGCGGUUCUGAUCCAGCGUGCCUACAGGGGACAUCUGGUUAGAAGUCAGAUGAAACAGGCGUCUUAUCCUUUCAGGCAAAUGCAUCAGGACACACUUGUAAAUAAGCAGAGGGCUCCAGACCGGAAACAUUAUGAUCGAAAGAAGGAUAAACCUUUAGCCUCUUUGUUCUUGGCCUCUUCUCCACCAUCCUAUGAAACUGUUACCAGGGCUCCUUGUGACCAGUUUCAGGUGUUCAUAGCUGCCUCAAAUGAUUCUGCACCCUGUGAGCCUCAUACCUCUGGGGAGACUUAUGAGGAGACCUUUCUUUAGGACCUCUUUUGUAUAACUUUUGUCUUUUGUAGUACACAUUGUUAUUUUUGGUUCUGUGCAAAGAAAUAAUCAGGAAAUAUUCUAUAGCAAUGCAAACACAAUUUCACUUUUGUCUGCUAUGUGAGCAAUAUGCAACAUUGAUAACCUAGACAAACAAAUGGGAAUAGAUGACAUUAAUAAUAUAUCAAAAUGAGGAUGUACAAUUUUUAUUUUAGGUAAUGAAUUUACUAUAGCUGGGCCAUGGCUUUAGAUGUGUCGCACAUAUCAGAGUAAUACAAGCAAGCACGGCUCUUAUUGUUUCCUAAAGCUUAACAGACCUUGUAUAUUUAAACCAGGAUUACCAAAUAUAGUUUUGCUGUAAAAAUCUGCAGUUUUUCUCAGGAUUAUGUGCAGAAUGAAUUUUUAGACUUGACAAAGGUGAAUGUGCUUGUUCUAGAAAAUGGCACCUGUAAAUUAAAGGGGACAUAUCAUGAAAAUCCGACUUUUUCCAUGUUUAAGUGCUAUAAUUGGGUCCCCAUUGAUUGUAUCAACCUAGAAAUUGUGAAUAAGAACAACCAGUAACUUAGUUUUGGUAAACCAUUCUCUGCAAGCAUGUGAAAAAAAUAGGAAAUUGAAUUUGGCUCCCCCUCUGAUGUCAGAAGGGGAUAAUAGCGCCCCUUUAAGGUUACAUGGUAAAAUCGACUGCACUAUCCAACCCCCACUAUCCAGAUCAGCUCAUUUACAUAUUAAAGAACACACCCAAAAAUUGCACAUUUUAGCUCACACCUACAAAGUGGCAAAUUAUAUACAUGGUAUUUUGAGCUAGAACUUCACAUACGUAUUCUGGAGACACCAAAGAUUUAUUUCACAUCUGAAAAAAGCCUUGUGAAAUGUCCCCUUUAAAGUCACCAGAAGUGAGUAUGCACUAUAUAAUGCAAAGAAUAGAGAAGCUAUAAGAAGCAAAAAGAAAGGAUGCAUAUUUUAUUACCAGUACUUAUCACUAAUCUGUUUAUUUAUCAGGAAUAUACAUUUUAUAUUGUGAAUUAAAUACAUUUGCAUUGCCAAUAAAAAACAAAUCAGAAGAAAAGUGAAGAAUAUUUAUCAAUUUCUGUGUUCAGAUAUUCUCCUGCUUUUUAUAACGUAAGAAACAAAGCUAUCAUUUGCACUUUAUGAAGCACAUAAAAUGCAAUAAUUGUCCCUGUUAUUAGCUGGGUUUCAAUCACCCUCAAUUUUAUGCACAUGUUGAUGUAUCGCAUAAAAAAUGAGUGAUGGAAAUGCCGAAUUUCAAAUAAAAAUCCCUUAAUUUGCUAAAAAGUUUUUAAUAGGGAUGCUCCGAUUGAUCGGCAUCGGCCGAUAAUGGCAUUAAAUGACUCGAUCGGUACUCUCUAAAUUUGCCGAUCUCAUGAACCAAUCUUUCUGUUUACUUUUUUUCAUCAUAGGGCUCCUGAAUGCGACUGCAAUUAGAGACCAUUUUUAUAACCCGUUGCUCAUGUGUGACAUGCAGAUUUGGAUUUCUCUCUUUGCCUUUACAGAGUAUAAUGACCUUACAUAAUGAACUGUAUUGUUUUUAUUACCUUAGAAUGAGCCGUUUUUAUCUACAUACACCGCGGGUCCCAUAGAUAUGUAUAAAGGCUAGAUGUCUCGCCCGCGCUGCUGGCCAAUUGAGUGGAACGUCCGCAUUUGGCGGCCAUCUUACCACAGGGCGCUCGCUCACUCGUAGCAUUUUUAAUGGAGCAUUUACUGUUAAAUGACCAAAACUUGCUCAAUUUUCUUCCGAUUUUUGGUUUGGUUUGUUAUAAAGGUCAUGUUUCUACAGUAGCCCCAACUGGUCAAUCUGCUCUACAGAGCGCGUUUUGUCACUACGUUGUCUCAGAUGAUGAAAUGUUUUCGAAAAGGAGGGGUAAACGGUGGAUUAAGCCAUUGGUUGCAAUUCACAGUCUCACCACU